This is a messenger RNA of Rosa chinensis, 4533 nucleotides long. RefSeq lists its product as uncharacterized. The annotation marks the transcript as partial. The record is from RefSeq and is a predicted model, not a curated record. Gene Ontology annotation, biological process: DNA integration. Gene Ontology annotation, molecular function: nucleic acid binding. The transcript has 8 exons. Lineage: Eukaryota; Viridiplantae; Streptophyta; Magnoliopsida; Rosales; Rosaceae.
UAUGUUUCCAAAUGGGUGGAAGCAAAGGCCACUAGGACUAAUGACUCUAAGGUUGUUGCAGAUUUUAUCAAGUCUAACAUCUUUAGCAGGUUUGGAAUGCCUAGAGUUCUCAUUAGUGAUGGAGGAUCCCAUUUUUGCAAUCGGACGAUUGAGGCUCUCUUGAAGAGAUAUGAUGUCACACAUAAGGUUUCUACACCUUAUCACCCACAAACUAGUGGGCAGAAGGAGGCCAAGCCCAGAUUGAUUCGAUGGAUCCUGUUGCUUCAAGAAUUUGACCUAGAGAUCAAGGACAAGAAGGGCUGCGAGAAUGUGGUGGCGGACCAUUUGAGCAGGAUAGUACACGAGGAGGACGUCCAGCCCCUACAGGAAACUUUCCCAGAUGAGCAGCUCUUUGGGAUAGAGGUUAGUGUGCCCUGGUAUGCGGAUAUAGUUAACUAUUUAGUCACUAGGACAUUUCCUGACACACUUUCCAAAGCUAGUAAGGAUAAAUUGAAGAAAAUGGCUAGGCACUUUAUUUGGGAUGAGCCCUAUUUAUGGAAACAUUGUAGUGACCAAGUCAUUAGGAGAUGUGUCCCAGAGUCUGAGUCUUGUGAUAGGUGCCAACGGACUGGUAAUCUUGGCCCAAAAGAUCAAAUGCCCAUGAGCCCAAUAAUAAAUGUAGAAAUUUUUGAUGUUUGGGGCAUUGACUUUAUGGGCCCAUUUCCCUCGUCUAAUGGUUGUUUAUAUAUACUAUUGGCUGUGGACUAUGUAUCAAAGUGGGUGGAAGCAAAAGACACCCGGACUAACGAUUCAAAAGUGGUUGCAGGUUUCUUGAAAACUAACAUAUUUUCCAGGUUUGGAGUGCCACGUGUGCUAAUCAGUGAUGGAGGUUCUCACUUUUGCAACCGUACAAUCGAGGCUUUGCUGAAGAAGUAUGGGGUAACCCAUAAGGUGUCCACGCCCUACCACCCUCAGACCAGUGGCCAAGCAGAGGUAUCCAACAGGGAGAUCAAGAGGAUACUCGAGAAGACAGUGGGCCCGACAAGGAAGGAUUGGAGCCAGAGAUUGGAUGAUGCGUUGUGGGCCUACAGAACGGCCUACAAGACGCCUAUUGGGAUGUCUCCCUUUAGGUUGGCCUACGGAAAGGCAUGCCACCUUCCAGUGGAGCUAGAGCACAAGGCUUGGUGGGCUGUCCAGAAGUUCAACAUGGAUUAUGAUGAAGCGGGCCUACAUAGGAAGCUACAGCUAAAUGAGCUUGAGGAGAUAAGGAAUGAGGCCUACGAUGCUUCAUGGAUCUACAAGGAGAAGACAAAGGCCUACCAUGACAAAAUGAUUCGCGGAAAAAGCUUCCAAGUGGAUGGAUAUUCUGGUUACAACCAGAUUGCAAUUGCAAAUGAAGAUCAAGAGAAGACAACCUUCACUUGCCCCUUUGGAACAUUUGCCUAUAGACGUAUGCCCUUCGGACUUUGCAACGCUCCAGGUACGUUUCAGAGAUGUAUGGUAAGUAUCUUUUCAGAUUAUAUUGAGAAAAUCAUAGAGGUAUUCAUGGAUGACUUUUCAGUUUUUGGAAAGAAUUUUGAUGAUUGUCUUAAUAAUCUGGAAAUAAUUCUGAAACGAUGCAUGGAAACUAACCUUGUCUUAAACUGGGAAAAAUGUCAUUUUAUGGUUAAGCAAGGAAUAGUUCUAGGACAUAUUGUCUCUGCUAGGGGUAUAGAGGUUGAUAAAGCCAAGGUUGAUAUUGUGCGUCACUUACCCUCUCCCACUUCUGUGAGAGAGAUUCGUUCUUUCCUUGGCCAUGCAGGUUUUUAUAGGAGGUUCAUCAAGGACUUCUCUCAGAUUUCGAGACCCUUAUGUCAACUACUCCAGAAGGAUGUGCCCUUCCACUUUGACAAGGAGUGUCAAGAAGCUUUUGACAAGCUUAAGGAGUUGUUGACGUCUGCCCCCAUCAUGUUACCUCCAGAUUGGUCCCUGCCCUUUGAGUUGAUGUGUGAUGCCUCUGACUAUGCAGUUGGAGCUGUUUUGGGGCAAAGGAAGGACAAGCUACCCUAUGCCAUCUACUACGCGGAUGGAUAUUCUGGUUACAACCAGAUUGCAAUUGCAAAUGAAGAUCAAGAGAAGACAACCUUCACUUGCCCCUUUGGAACAUUUGCCUAUAGACGUAUGCCCUUCGGACUUUGCAACGCUCCAGGUACGUUUCAGAGAUGUAUGGUAAGUAUCUUUUCAGAUUAUAUUGAGAAAAUCAUAGAGGUAUUCAUGGAUGACUUUUCAGUUUUUGGAAAGAAUUUUGAUGAUUGUCUUAAUAAUCUGGAAAUAAUUCUGAAACGAUGCAUGGAAACUAACCUUGUCUUAAACAGGGAAAAAUGUCAUUUUAUGGUUAAGCAAGGAAUAGUUCUAGGACAUAUUGUCUCUGCUAGGGGUAUAGAGGUUGAUAAAGCCAAGGUUGAUAUUGUGCGUCACUUACCCUCUCCCACUUCUGUGAGAGAGAUUCGUUCUUUCCUUGGCCAUGCAGGUUUUUAUAGGAGGUUCAUCAAGGACUUCUCUCAGAUUUCGAGACCCUUAUGUCAACUACUCCAGAAGGAUGUGCCCUUCCACUUUGACAAGGAGUGUCAAGAAGCUUUUGACAAGCUUAAGGAGUUGUUGACAUCUGCCCCCAUCAUGUUACCUCCAGACUGGUCCUUGCCCUUUGAGUUAAUGUGUGAUGCCUCUGACUACGCAGUUGGAGCCGUUUUGGGACAAAGGAAGGAAAAGCUGCCCUAUGCCAUCUACUACGCCUCAAGGACUCUCAAUGAUGCACAAAUGAAUUACUCCACCACAGAGAAAGAGCUCCUUGCAGUUGUCUUUGCCCUUGAGAAGUUUCGCUCUUACUUACUUGGUACCAAAAUUACUAUCUUUACUGACCAUGCAGCUUUGAAAUACUUGAUGACCAAGAAGGAGGCGAAACCAAGGCUUAUCAGAUGGAUCCUACUCUUGCAAGAGUUUGAUGUGGAAAUCAAGGACAAGAAGGGUAGUGAAAACGUGGUAGCUGAUCAUUUGAGUCGCUUGGUGCAUGAAGAAGACCAUCUCCCUCUGUAUAGACGUAUGCCCUUCGGACUUUGCAACGCUCCAGGUACUUUUCAGAGGUGUAUGGUAAGUAUCUUUUCAGAUUAUAUUGAGAAAAUCAUAGAGGUAUUCAUGGAUGACUUUUCAGUUUUUGGAAAGAAUUUUGAUGAUUGUCUUAAUAAUCUGGAGAUAAUUUUGAAACGUUGCAUGGAAACUAACCUUGUCUUAAACUGGGAAAAAUGCCAUUUUAUGGUUAAACAAGGAAUAGUUCUAGGACAUAUUGUCUCUGCUAGGGGUUUCUAUAGGAGGUUCAUCAAGGACUUCUCCAAAAUUUCGAGACCCUUAUGUCAACUACUCCAGAAGGAUGUGCCAUUUCACUUUGACAAGGAGUGUCAAGAAGCUUUUGACAAGCUUAAGGAGUUGUUGACAUCUGCCCCCAUCAUGUUACCUCCAGACUGGUCCUUGCCCUUUGAGUUAAUGUGUGAUGCCUCUGACUACGCAGUUGGAGCCGUUUUGGGACAAAGGAAGGAAAAGCUGCCCUAUGCCAUCUACUACGCCUCAAGGACUCUCAAUGAUGCACAAAUGAAUUACUCCACCACAGAGAAAGAGCUCCUUGCAGUUGUCUUUGCCCUUGAGAAGUUUCGCUCUUACUUACUUGGUACCAAAGUUACUAUCUUUACUGACCAUGCAGCUUUGAAAUACUUGAUGACCAAGAAGGAGGCGAAACCAAGGCUCAUCAGAUGGAUCCUACUCUUGCAAGAGUUUGAUGUGGAAAUCAAGGACAAGAAGGGUAGUGAAAACGUGGUAGCUGAUCAUUUGAGUCGCUUGGAUGUCUGGGGUAUAGAUUUCAUGGGACCUUUCCCUUCAUCUUUUGGGUUUCUCUAUAUCUUACUUGCAGUGGACUAUGUUUCCAAAUGGGUGGAAGCAAAGGCCACUAGGACUAAUGACUCUAAGGUUGUUGCAGAUUUUAUCAAGUCUAACAUCUUUAGCAGGUUUGGAAUGCCUAGAGUUCUCAUUAGUGAUGGAGGAUCCCAUUUUUGCAAUCGGACGAUUGAGGCUCUCUUGAAGAGAUAUGAUGUCACACAUAAGGUUUCUACACCUUAUCACCCACAAACUAGUGGGCAGGCUGAGGUCUCUAACCGUCAGAUCAAGGGGAUAUUGGAGAAGACUGUGAACCCUAACAGGAAGGACUGGUCCUUGCGUCUAGAGGAUGCUUUGUGGGCCUACAGAACUGCAUACAAAACUCCCAUAGGUAUGUCACCAUAUCGAAUUGUCUAUGGCAAACCAUGCCAUUUACCUGUGGAGUUGGAGCACAAAGCUUGGUGGGCUGUGAAGCAGUUCAACAUGGAUAUGGAUGCAGCUGGGCUUCAUAGGAAGUUGCAAUUGCAAGAGUUAGAGGAGAUAAGGAAUGAUGCCUUUGAAAGUGCUAAAAUUUACAAGGAUAAGACUAAGGCAUUCCAUGACAAAAUGAUUCGAAGAAAGACUUUUGUUGUGGGUCAAAAAGUUCUUCUCUUC